This is a messenger RNA of Serendipita indica DSM 11827, 789 nucleotides long. NCBI's taxonomy places the organism in Eukaryota, Fungi, Basidiomycota, Agaricomycetes, Sebacinales, Serendipitaceae. The record is from the annotation of a GenBank genome assembly.
AUGUCAGACGACGAGUACAUGUCCCCCAUCGACGUCGAGCGCGACGACGCCGACGAUGAUUAUCUGCCAUCGUCAGCAGCCCAAGCGACGACCAGCGCAGUUCAAGUCCUCCAAGAUUCGCCCAAGGUGCCCAAGAAGCGUGGCAGAAAGCCCGUUUCGAAUCCGUCGAUCCGCAACGCAAGAGAGGCCGCUCGCAAGGCAAAUCAUUCGGUUAUAGAGAAGAAACGCCGCGAAAAGAUCAACCAAGCCUUGACUGAACUCCGUACACUCGUGCCAUCUUCAGACGACGGUCAGACGUCUCCAUCUACCAAUGGAUCAAAGGACUUUAAGCUUGAAGUUCUUGUCCGCACCGUGACCCAUCUUAAAAGGCUCAAUGCCCGACUACAAACGUUGGAGGCGGCUGCAAGAUAUGCUCGCCAAUCGGCUACCACUUCCUCCAGCGGCUCCGUUCAAUCUUCGGAUCAAAUCCAGUCUCCACGAGUAGAACUUCCGCCAGUGUCCUCCCUGCUCGUCGGUCUUCCUUCACCUCCUGCGUCAGGCUCCCUCACCUCUACUCUCCCUUCCCUCGACGUCCCACCCCUCUUGUUACCUGCACCAACAUUUACAGAAGAUGCCGCUCACUCCUCUCCGGUUACGCGCCACCGUCGCGACCAGCAGACCGCCUAUUCUUUGCUGAGUUUGUCGGCACGAGACAAUGCGGCAACAUCCAGUGAGCUCUUGGGCGUUUCCCAGACGCCAAGCUCGCUCCUCAAUUUGGCUUCACAUUCGGACAGACGAGCUCGCAUCUGA